This is a messenger RNA of Dromaius novaehollandiae (emu), 6215 nucleotides long. It is a transcript of the gene HEATR4, whose product is annotated as HEAT repeat containing 4. The transcript is spliced from 18 exons. The coding region runs from base 2940 to 6215 and encodes 1091 amino acids. The record is from RefSeq and is a predicted model, not a curated record. Gene Ontology annotation, molecular function: oxidoreductase activity. Lineage: Eukaryota; Metazoa; Chordata; Aves; Casuariiformes; Dromaiidae.
CCAGGACAGGGGCUGUGCAGUCCCUGUGCACAGCAGGGGCCUCCGUCUGCACAGGGCUGUCACCCCCAGCACGGUGAGGGCAGGAGCAAGCCCUGGCCUUGGCCUUGGCCUCGGCCGGCCCCGCAGGCAUGGCGAGGGCUGGCCAGGGCCCGUGGUGGCGGGCGCAGAAGUGGGAACAGCAUAGGCAGCACAGGGGGCUGCUGCCAGCCAGCAGCGAGGCUAUGAAGCAGCUGCUGUGAUCCCAGCAGGGCGAGAUGAAGCAUGAGGCUUGGCCCAGGGGUGGGAGUGGGAGCAAAGUCUGAACCCAGCCGAGGUGGGAGGAAGGCAGGACAGCACAGGCCUGGCCCUGCUUCAUGUUCUCUUGCUGCAUUUUCCUCCACACUGGUGCCCCGAGGUGUGGGCAAGACGGGUCACACCUCUGCCAGCUUCUGUCCAGCUCUGGCAGCUACAUGGCUUGGUCAUCUGGCAUUUGAGUGUGUUGUCUGAUGUCCAGCCCUCAAUGCGUGGCAACUUCUCCUGCUACUGAGAAUGGCACUCCUCAGGACGCAGAGCUGGAUUCAGUCACAAGCUCAGUUAUACCCUGGAAGAGGUCCAAGGGGAAAGGACCUGAAGUCUAAAACAACAUCCCUUCCACUGCACCCUUGAUGCCCCAAGAGCAGAGGAGGAGUGAAGGUGCCAAGGCCCCAUGUCAGAGCCUCCUCUGGUCUCUUCUCCCCACCUGAGCAGCCCAGCACCCAAGCUGAGGGGAAGGAGAGCAAUCCAGAUGCAAAGGUACCCACUUCUAACCAGAGCACAACAGACUACUCCAUGGAAUUCAAAUCUAUUCUCUCUUCAUUUAAAAUUCUUGCCCCAAGUCGCAGAGCAGAAAAGGUACCAUGUUGUGUGGGAGAAGAUCACAGUGACUAAAUUUGGCAGAACGGCUUCUGGCAGGAACAAAAAGUCUCAGGGUCAGAAGUAUCCACCAGCCAGAGCACUUCUUUCUGAAAGGGAGACAGAAACAAGGCACAGAAAACCAACAGCCCUUCCAGAGGGAAGACCCAAUUUCCUGCAACCUGAGCGCUCUUAAGCAGAGACCCUGGCAUCCUAGUCCUGACAUGCCCAAAUGGACAGUUCCUCCAUCUCAGCAAUCAGACGUGAUUCCACUUCUCAUUAGCGUAAAUGUGUGGGUGGCAAUGCCAGUCCUGAAAGUUAAUUGGUGAGGAAGUUUUCAAAAGAUAUGUGCUGAAGGUAGCAUAUGCAUGUAGGCAGCACAGAGUUUCACAAAGUACAGACAGGUAUUAAAAGAUCAUAAAACAGGUGAGCAUCAUAACUGAAUAUUUUGCAUAUAAUCUGUUUGAUCAAGGGCUGAUGCAAAUGUAUUUGCCAUGCCUUUCCUUUGCACUUGAGCAAACAAAGUUUGGGGGAAAAAAGAAAAUGCAAACCCAGUUCUUCUCUGAGUCAGGGGUGUGCAAAGGCAUGAAAGAUAUUGGGGUUGUAUGGGUGCAGCUGUGAACAGGGUUUAACAUCAUAAAUAUAAAGGACCUGUUAGAUCAGGCUGUUCAAAGCUGUGUGUUUCUUGCACGUUACUUGUCAUUUAAAUAUUUGUUGAAAAAAGCCUGUAUCUUCGGCCAAGCAUGAACCUGUGCUUUAGAAUAAGCCUUGAGCUCCCCACCCAGGACUGCCCACUUGUGAAAAACGGGAUGCUUUCCUAUGGGGUACAAAGGGAAAAAGGGAGGGUCAAAGCAGUGCCCUGUUCCAGGGUAGGAGAGAAUCUGAAAAUUUUCCUUCCCUUGAGCCUGCAAACGUUUACAGGUUUCAGUAGCAUGAUAUUUGCUCUUAACAAUAUGAUCAUCUUGUCCAGUGAUGAACAGUAAAUUUGCCUCGACUUUCUCCAGUGGGAUCAGGCUUUGGUGGCCAGGGACUUGGAAGGGGUCAUUAAGGAUGUCAGAAUAAUCAAGAAUAUUGUAUUGAUUGACCUUGACACGCUUUUCAUCAAAGGGCAGAGUGGGGAUGAUUUUAUCCUUGUAACAGAGAGGAAUAACUGUAACGGCCACUGAACCAUUGAUGGAAGCAACGGCUGCGAUAUUCUUCAGGAAGGCGGCCAUGGCGAGACACAGUUCUCCUCCUUUGGAGUAUCCGAGCAAGCCAAGCCUUGGUCCCUUUACCUGGUGAAGAGGAGGAAAUCCCCAUCAUUACUGAGCUGGAAAGCAUGACAGCUAAAUAUUACUGGAGGGGACACUGUAUAAUGCUGAGCGUUUGCACGACACUGUAAAGGAGAGGAUGGCAAGGAUCAUUUUUCUGCUGGAUGAGUUGUAGACACUUCCCACAGACAAACUGCUCGCUGGGAUAAUAGGGAAUAACAGAGAUAAAGUGAGGGGCAUUUUGGAGAAGAGGCCGCUCCUUGGAGCGCAGAGGACAGCCAGGGUGCUCCUACCUGUGGGUGCCGCAGCAUAUAGUUCACCGCCUCUUCAAAAUAUUCCAGGUGGAGUUUAGAUGGGUCCUGGGGCAGAUCCUCAUACCGGUAAUAUGCCAGGGCCAAUGUGGCAAAGCCGUGGUUGGCCAGGAGGCUGGCUCUAUGUUCAAAAAGACCUCCUCCAAGUCCAUGUAUGUCAAUGACUCCUGGAAAAGGUGCUUCUCCUGGAGCAGACAAGACCAAGAGCAGUAUUGCCUGCAAUGAGUCCUCUUAAUGUUUCCCCAGUUUAGAAUGCAUCAAACCAGAUACACAACAGGAACUGUAGAAGAGCAUUUCUGGGGGAAGAGACGUGAUCAGUUGCUCAGCUGUGCUAUGUCAGCAGCUGAAAAUACGCCAGGGUGUGUUGCAGAUGAAGAAAGGAUCAGCAAAAACACCCGCUGGGAAUGGGACUGAUCUUCCUUGUCAUGCUCACUGAUCCAUAGGAUUUCAGUCUCACAGAAUAAAGCAGCAGCAACAGCACUGAGAUUGCUUCAUCAUUGGUGGCAGAAUGAAGACAUCAGCCUUUCGCAGCAAUCGUCACUCAGUUGCUGAGGACCGCGGUGUGUUGGCUGAGUGCUUGCAUGUCCACAGAGGCCCAGCUGUGGCCUUGCAGAGCACAAACACCACCAUGCCCUUUCAAGACUUCAGCCACUCUGAGAAGCAUCAACUGUAUUACCUGAAAAAGCACCUCAGGCAGAUAGUUGAGGGCCUGAGUUUCUCCAAGGAUCUACUGGAGCAACAAGGACCGUCCUAUAAGGAGUACAACUUCAAACACCUCUAUGAUCCUUCUGAUAUCAUUCAAAAUUCAAAAAGUGAAAAGCCCAUUGCUAUGAACUUCAAGCGCUCAGUCAGACUCCACCCUCAGAAGCAACCACUUUUCCCUAUGAAAAAUAAUGGACUUUCUCCUAAGCUCAGGCAGGAAGACAGCCUGGGGGGCUCCAAACUAGAAACCUUGCCGAGAAAGUUAUCUCUGCCACCUGUUCCUUCUUGUAAGACUCCAGGUGUGCAGGCAGUCCUGGCAAAGCCCUGUGAGAGGUUAUCUGGCUCCCUGACAAGAGGAAGACAGGAAAAGCAGAUCUCUGAGAAGAACAUCCCAGGAUCAGAGAAUAUGACUUGCGGAGUGGAGAAAACAGGACUGGAGAAACUGAACAGGACAGCACCUGUGGAUCAGCAGAGGGCCAGGAGUGGCUCAGUUCAGUGUAACCCCCUUGACUUUGAAAAACAGAGGUUUCCCUGGAACACAAUCAGGGAUGAGCUUUCUUCUGACAAAGAUGUGAAAAUAUUGGAUAAUAUUCAGGGCAGAGAAAAUGACAUGGAAAUCUUAUCCCAGACGCAAGCUGAGAAGACUCCUGGGACAGUCCUCCCCGUCUCCUGCAGUGGGCUGCCUGCUUAUUACCCAAGAGUGCUGUCAACUGAUGACCCUGCCGAUACAAAUGUUACAGCUGAUGACACAGAAAGAAGGUGUCUGAACCCAGAAUCUUCUGUGCAGAGACAUUUGAUCGCCCGUCUCGGGAAAUACACCUACACCCCCAAGAAUGCUUUUGAGCGGGAGCUUUACUUUGGGACUGCAAAGAUUGUCCAUCAGGUGGAUGAAGGGAUGAAGGACUAUUUCAUCCUGGAGAACCAUGAUCAAUACUACAAACAUCUCCAGCAGCCUUUCCCAAGACAACCUGAGUGCUGGGGUUGCAAGCCGCAGAGGAGGGCAGCGCGGAGAUCCAAGAAGGAAGACUUGCGAUGGAUUGCUCUCCCCACUUUAACUCCUUAUUUUGUGCAAAAUGACAAGGAAUCACCUCCUACAAAGGCCAAGGAGGUACAAAAGGAGUCCAAGGGGUCUAAUAAAGAAGUGCCUUGGGAAAUACAAGCCCUCAGGGCUACGCUGGAGCAGUGGAAGGAUGCAUGGAACCUGCGUUUUUAUGAACAAGGAAGCCAUGCUGGUUAUCCAAACACAUUUUCCUCUCUGAUGCCAGAUCCCCAGUGGCGAAAUAUGACAAAAGAAGGUUUAACGAGGUCUCUCACAAGUGUACACAACAUCAGUAGAAUCAAGGCUAUCAUAGCCUGUGCGUCUGCUGCAGUUGAACAACAUGGACGGAAAACCAAGCCUCAGAAGCUCAGUGAGAGAAGCUCCUGCUUGCAGGCUGCUGAUCUGCAUGUGGGUAUGGGAAAUUUUAACUGUUAUGAAAUGUUAUCCAUGUGUGAAAACAAGGGCAAUUUCAUGAUACCUCAUUAUCAGCAUCAUUGCUCUAUAAAAGUGUCAAUACCCAAAAAGGGUACUUUUAGACCCAGUAUUAUAAAAAGCCAUUUCAUAAAUAAACACUCCAAUCUUAGGCAGUUCAGAAACAAAGGGAAUCAAGUGAACUUAAUUUCCACCCACCUCCUACUUGAUCUUAUAUACACUGCUGGAGAGUGGGAGACCAUGAGAGCUAUGACUGUGUUAACAUCUUCAGUGCUGGUGGACAUUACAGAUGGACAAAAUAUUUCUUCAGCUGCAGUAACAGAUAGUGCUGGGAAGCCCUCAGUAACCCAGGAUGUGCUUGCGGAACUACAGCCCUUACUUAGAGAGACUCUGCAGGACAAGAAUGCCCACGUGAGAAUGGCAUCUGCACUGUGUCACUACGUUAUUGGGAAAAGGAAUGAGGAGGCACAAUCGAUCGUGAAGGAUGCUCUGGCACAUGGCAAUUCUGCAGACAGCUGGGCAGUGGCGCAAUGCCUGGCUCUGGAGAGCACCAUCACUGUGCCUGUAGUGACAAAGCUCCUUUCUCGGCUGUUUGAAAGAGCGAUGCAGCUGCAGAGGAGCAGGCCCCUUGGUGCACUUCCUGCUGACAGCCCAGCUGAACAGCCCCGCUGGACUGCCCGGGCCCGGGCUUGCUGCGCUCUCCCCGGUGCCGGCGGGCACCUCAGCCAGGACCUAAUGAACAAGCUUUCCCAGCUAAUGUGGAAGGACUGGAACAUAAGAGUAUGCCAGGCAGCUACUCUGGCACUGGGGCACAUGAAGCUUGCAAAAGAAAUCCAUGAUCAGCUCAGCUACACCAAUAUGUGUUACCUGCUUUCUGCUCUCGGGGUGAAGCUGACCGCUGGAAACUGCCAAACAAAGGUGCAAGCUCUCUCUUUGAUUAGGCAGCUGCAGUACAUGACAGCCAAGUUAUUUCCAGGCUUUCUGCAGUGCUUCUCCAGUGACUUCGUUGCAGUAUGGAAGGAAGCCUGUCUUACAGCAGGAGCACUUGGGAUUAAAGAGGAGCAUGUCCUUCGGUGUCUCUAUGAGAUGAUGCAGUACGAUCCUCAUUGGAUAAUCAAGGUUUUUGCCAUCAGAGCAUUGGGCCAAAUAGGCCAUGUGAGUCCUGAGCUGAAGCAUCUUCUUCUUUGGGCUGUUCACUAUGAGGAAGAGCCAGAAGUACGGAGAGAAGCCUGCUGUUGCAUUGCCAGACUCUGCUUGCAGGAUGAAAAUGUUCAGGCUACACUAUUAGAAAGAUUGAUUCUGGAGCCAAAUGAAACGGUCAGAGAAGAAGUGGGAAAAGCUAUGAAGAUCCUUAAUUUUCCCCAUGAGGAAGAUCAAGAAAUGAUUAAAGAGAUCAAGAAAGAGAUUUUCAGGUUAAGCCAAAAGGACUUGGUGACCCAGAAGCUACUGAAAUUUGAAAAGGUUAUGGACUGGCUGCGGCAAAAAGCCAGCCACAUCUGUUGGAGCAGAGAGGACCUCAAUUCUGAACGCGAAGACAUCCUGGAGAGGAUCACUGCUGUUUUUCAAUCCACUCCUGGUAAUUCUAAUAAUCUCUCUAAUACUUCUGUUUAG